AUGGAUGGAGAAGAUAUUGACGGUUCUGAGACUUCCCGCAAAUGGCCGGCUCCGAUUAGACUCGGCCAUACGAUACCAGAGGGGGAUGUACAUGUGAGUGAUCUCAACCCCCUCUUUCUCCAGGGAUUUAUAUUUAUGGUGUAUCAGGCCGUGAGCGUUUCAUUGCCAACAUGGGAAGCUAGUUUAGGAUGGGCGACCCGCAAGCCAGAUGUGAUCAACAAAAUGAAAUCCGGAUAUCCACGGUUCUUUAUUCAUCCAAUGAUCACACACCUUGCUUCCUUGGUGGUUAAGAAAUACGGGGUUGAAUCAUCAACCCUUCUUGCGAUGCUCUUUCCAACCAGUGAUGUAGCGGAGAGAUGCGCGGCUUACAUAUCAAAGUACCACCAGGAUCCCCAGUUGCAGACUAUGCAUGUCGUCCCCAAAUGGGAGAGCACUCUCACUGGCAAAUGGACUAGUAUACAUGCUGUUUUGUUCAGCCCCGAGAAUUUCCCCUAUGCCAAAAAGUUCUGGCAGCAUACCGGAGAAGGUAUCUCGAGUCGUCGAGCUGAACUCUGUCUAUCUCUGAUUACUGCAGGCGGCAUGGAAAGAGUAGAUGGCGGUACACACCAGCCCAGCGAUAACGCGGAUAAAGUAAGGAAGGAUCUCGAAGCCGUCAACGGCAAUGGUAACCUGGGGACCGGUGAAAAGACAACUUCUACCUCGUUAGAUCAUGGAAAAGAAGCGUGGAAAGAGAAGGCCACUAUCUGUCAGCGUGUAGCGCAUCUGGCAUCGAACGAGUCCGUGAUAGUUUCCUCUUCAGAUGUCUUUCUAUAUCCUGCAGGGAUGAAGGCCAUCUUUGACAUUUACCGUGCAUUGCUUAUUGCUUUUCCAUCCCAUAAGAAAACUAUUUGCUAUGGAUUUGGAUAUGUCGACACAUUCAAAAUUCUCUCGACCUUUGGACCACAGGACGCAAUAUUAUACGGCCAUGGUACCGUCGCGGAACUCGACGAGCUAGAAGCUUUAUUAGAGAGCGGGACUACGAUAUUGACCUUGUUUUGCGAAGUUCCUACAAAUCCCUUACUUAAGUCGCCGGAUCUUAAACGAAUUCGCAAGCUAGCAGAUCGAUACGACUUCGUGGUGGUAUGUGACGAUACGAUCGGGACAUCCGCGAACUGCGACCUCAUACCGUAUGUUGAUGUGAUUGUCACGAGUUUGACGAAGCUGUUUAGUGGAGGAUGUAAUGUCAUGGGUGGGACAGCAACUGUCAAUCCGCGGUCUAAGCAACAUGAUGCAAUUCGCGAGGCAUUGGAUGCAAUAUUUGUGGACACAUACUUCCCUUCCGAUGCCAUUAUCAUGGAACGCAAUAGCCACAACUAUGCCCAGCGUGUCAAAGCCACCAACAGAAAUGCCCAACUGAUGGCCGAGCUUCUACACAAUCAUCCAAGUACUGAGCAAGUCUUUUAUCCAUCAUUGAGUAGAACCAAACAGAAUUUUGACCAGUGUCGAAGGCCAGAUGGUGGUUAUGGGUAUCUUCUAGCCAUAAAAUUCAAGAGGAUUACAGAUGCGAUAACAUUUCAUGAUCGCUUGGAUGUUGCUAAAGGACCGACUCUAGGGACCAAUUUUACAAUUGCGUGUGCUUACACUAUAUUCGCUCAUUAUAAUGAACUGCAAUGGGCCGCACAAUAUGGCGUAGAGGAAUAUCUAGUCCGCGUAAGCGUUGGCAUGGAGCCAACUGCAAUGCUGCUGGAUGUUGUGAAGCGGGCUUUGAAAUAUACUGAGGUCUCUAUAGACGGGUAG
Venustampulla echinocandica is the source of this 1776-nucleotide messenger RNA. RefSeq lists its product as uncharacterized. The transcript is spliced from 8 exons. Gene Ontology annotation, molecular function: cystathionine gamma-synthase activity; pyridoxal phosphate binding. The record is from RefSeq and is a predicted model, not a curated record. Gene Ontology annotation, biological process: transsulfuration. The coding region runs from base 1 to 1776 and encodes 591 amino acids. NCBI's taxonomy places the organism in Eukaryota, Fungi, Ascomycota, Leotiomycetes, Helotiales, Pleuroascaceae.